AAAUGGUCAUCAUGGAAAAGUCUACAAACAGCAAGCAAGGCAGCAUCAAAGGUGAAGCAGGACGAGCCCUCACCAGGGGGCUACAACCCUAUCGACUACAAGCAGAAUCUUCCACGUUGGGGACUAUCGGGCUACAGCAAGUUCGCUGUGGGCAUCGGGACUUUGCUCUUCAGAUACUGGAGCAUCGUGAAGUGGAACCGCGAGCGCAGGUGCCGGCAGAUAAAGGACAUUGAGGCCCACAUUGCACUGAUGCCUCUGUUUCAGGCAGAGAAGGACUGGACAGUUCGCCAGAUGCUUUGGGAGAACUUGGAGGAGGAGGCGAUCGUCAUGGAGGACGUGCCAGACCGGCAGGUGGGCGAGCCCGUGUUCCACACAAGGCACUGGGUGACCCCAGUGAUGGAUGAACUCUCUGGGCUGUGCACCAAUGAGGAGAUUCUCAGCGCCACCUAUGGCUUCAAAUGGUACAGGUAGGAGCCUGCGCUCCUCAGGACAGCAGACCCCACCCCCUCCCCACUGGAGAGAAAAAACGCUCUGGAGACUGGCCAAAAACAAAAAAGUGUA
Molecule: messenger RNA, 561 nt
Organism: Phacochoerus africanus (Common warthog)
Lineage: Eukaryota; Metazoa; Chordata; Mammalia; Artiodactyla; Suidae
Product: NADH dehydrogenase [ubiquinone] 1 alpha subcomplex subunit 13-like
Exons: 1
Source: RefSeq, a predicted model, not a curated record